This is a messenger RNA of Gasterosteus aculeatus aculeatus (three-spined stickleback), 1039 nucleotides long. The record is from RefSeq and is a predicted model, not a curated record. Lineage: Eukaryota; Metazoa; Chordata; Actinopteri; Perciformes; Gasterosteidae.
UCUACUACCUCAUUUGGCAGGAAGGGGGAUGUCCUCCUCGACAGGGAGAUAAAUGGGGGAAAGGAAAGCCAGUCGACUUCAGUAGAUUCCAACCGUUUUAUCUCUGCCUCCUGACUUACUUUUCGCAGUGAUGGCUGAUGCAGAAAAUAUUAAGGACACUGCAGUCAAGGUGCUGCACUGCCUGGAAAAGGUGUCUUCCUUCGCCUCCUCCAUCCACCCCAUCUUUGGGAUAAUCUCCUCCCUGGUAGGUGUGGCUCGCAAAGGCCUUAUCAAGGAGGAGGGCCACGCUCUGGACAAGGAGUUCCAGCCGCUCCACUCCGAACUGGAGACCAUCUCCAAAAAGAAUAGUGAAUGUCUGAUGCAGAUCCACCUCAACGAAGUGAACGAAACCUAUGGCAAGCUCGAUGUUAACAUUAGGCGCCAGUACGAAGCCUUCAAUGACAUGGUGAAAAACGUGAAAGAAGAUCCGAGCAACACCCAGCUCCACAUGGCGGCCUUCAAGAAGACUUAUUGGAAAGAGAAGGACGACAUGAGCCUGGAUGUGUACUACAAAGGGAUAAUGGGCAAAGAGCUGCUGUUUGCAAAACCCUUGCUGAACGCCUACUUUGACAGCUGCAAUGGCGACCGGAAGACCAUGGAGUACCACUGUUCACACAUCAUCCACCUGUUCCACAUGGGCCUCAUCGCCCUCAUGGGCUACACAGCUGUGGCCAAAGAUGACAAAGAUGAGAUGCAGAAGAAGUGGGCCAAGAGGGUAGUUGAGAUCCAGGAGAAGAUGGAGGCGGUGCUCAGUCAGUGCAAAGACAACUCAUCCUGAACAUGGGCAUCAUAGAGCGCAACGUCUACUCUUAGCUGUGGACCAAAAAAGAUAAAAGAUGUUAUGAUAUAUACCUUUAAUAAAACAGCCAUGCUUUAAUUCUCAUUUGGGUUUUUGUAUAAACAUUGUAUAACAUUUGUUUCAAAGGGACCAUGGUACGUUUCAGUUGAUUAUGUGCUGAAGUUUUGUACAAUCGCUUGAAUUAAAACUAUUAGUCGAUAA